AUGCCUAGUGGCUUGCUGCCUACGACCCUGACUCCCACGCACUACGACAUCCACCUGCAGCCGGACAUGGACAGCAGCAAGUUCAGCGGCUCGGUCACCAUCACUGUGCAGGUCAACGAGCCCACAUCAACGGUAAUCCUCCACGCAAUGGAUAUGGAGAUCGCGCAGGCCACGGUGCUUGCAGCCGACAGCACAAUGCUGGCACGCGUCACUGAAAUCGCAUACGACGCAGGCGCAGAGACAGCAACCAUCAAACUGCCGGUGGAGCUGCGCCCGGGCCGAGUGCAUUUAAUAAUCGAAUAUGCAGGGGUGCUCGGCGAUAGCAUGUACGGCAUGUACAGAUGCAGAUAUCGUGACCGCUCAGGCCAACAGUCGUACAUGAUUGUCACGCAGUUUCAGGCAAAGUGCGCGCGCCUCGCGUUUCCGUGCUGGGACGAGCCCGCAAUCAAGGCCGAGUUUGCACUAUCCCUGACCGUGCCUGCAUCAUUCACUGCGCUGUCCAACAUGCCAGUGUCGUAUACUGCCAGCCACGGCGCAUUGAAGACCGUGUACUUUGAAUGCACGCCACGCAUGUCCACGUAUCUGCUGGCCAUUGUUGCUGGAGAGCUGGACUACGUCGAGGGUGUUGCUAUGGCUGGGCCCAAUGGCGCCCCGGUCACCUGCCGGGUGUACACGCCCCCAGCUGAUGUUGACAAGGUCAAGUUCUCGCUUGACACCGCGGUGCAGGUGCUCGAGACCCUGGUCGAAAUGUUCGACUAUCCCUACCCGCUGCCAAAGCUGGACCUAGUGGCCGUGCCCGAGCUGGAGGCUGGCGGCAUGGAGAACUGGGGCCUGGUGCUAUUCCGCACCGUGCGCCUGUACAUCACCGACCAGACCAGCCUCUGGAUUCGCCAAAAGGCAGUAUACGUGAUUGCGCACGAGCUCAGUCACCAGUGGUUUGGGAACCUGGUAACCAUGUCGUGGUGGGACGACCUGUGGCUCAAUGAGGGGUUUGCGACCUGGAUCGGAAUCUACAUCACCGACAAGCUCUACCCGCAGUGGCACCGCUGGGACCACUUUGCGAUCGAGGAUCGCCAGAGCGCGCUGAGCGCCGACUCACUGCGCUCGUCGCACCCAAUAAAGGUCGAGAUCAAGGGUGGUGCCGAUAUCGAUCAGAUAUUCGAUGCCAUCGCUUACUACAAGGGCUGCGCGCUAAUCCGCAUGCUGAGCUCCCACCUGGGUAUCGAUGUGUUUAUGAAGGGCGUGCGUGCGUACCUGGUCGCCCACCAGCAGGCCUCUGGCCAACAGGUGAGCCGGUUCAUGGACAAGUGGAUCACCAUGGUUGGAUACCCCGUGGUUCACGUCGAUGAGAUCCCGGGAACUGGCCAAAUCCGUGUGACACAGAACCGCUAUCUGUACUCUGGAAACGUAAAGGCCAGCGAGGACACCGUCGAGUGGUGGAUUCCUCUCGGGAUUGCGCGCAGCGGAGUUUUUGACAUCCCAACCGGAGCUCACUCGCGCUGGUUCAAGCUAAACUACGACAAUGCCGGGCUCUAUCGAGUCUGCUACUCGAGGUCGGCACAGCGUCGGCUUGCAGUUGCCAUAAAGAACAAUGAGCUGCGCACGGUCGACGUAGUCGGCAUUUUGACCGACAUGAUUGCGCUGCUCCUGGACAUGAUGGAAUCGUUCCAAAGCGUCAACGACCUGUAUGUCGAGAGCAUGUACAUGACCUGGGCCGACGAGUCUGACAAUUUGCGCCAGCGCAUUCUGUCGUUUGCCCGCUCGAUAUUCAGUCCACUGGCAGCAGCACUGGGGUGGUCCCACCGGGAGGGCGACAGCGCCCUCGAGGCACGCUUGCGCGCCAUAUCGAUCCCGCGUGCUGGCUGGGCCGGUGACACUCUGGUAAUCAACCAGGCGUGCCAUCUGUUUGAAAAGUUCUACAACAACCCCGACAACAAGCCGUUCCAUCACGACUUCACAUCGUCGAUAUUCGAGAUUGCUGAGAUGUACGAGAACAACGCCAAAUGGCACCUGAGCGAAGACCACCGCAUGGCUGCACUCGGCGCCAUGGCGUGCACAUCCGACUGCGACCGCAUGUGGGAGACGCUCGACUACGCGCUGUCAGAGCACGUCCUGCCGCAGGACCUCAACAUCGUCAUCGGCUUCAUGGUGUCGGCCAACCACCACAGCAAGCACGUGGUGUGGAAAUGGUUCACUGCCAAUUACCAGAGAAUUCUUGAUCGCCUCGGCGAGUGCUCUGCCUUGCUUGGCUACGUAACACCAAUCGAGGACUGGUUCAAGAACAAGCAGACUGCUGCCUUUGACCGUAGUCUGCCACAGGCACUCGAGUUUAUCCGCAUCCGCGCAAACUGGCACGACCGCGACUUUGAGGAUGUGACAAAGUGGUUCCAGGCAAAUGUCAACAUUUAG
Messenger RNA from Linderina pennispora, 2409 nucleotides. Its product is annotated as lysine aminopeptidase apsA. The record is from RefSeq and is a predicted model, not a curated record. NCBI's taxonomy places the organism in Eukaryota, Fungi, Kickxellomycota, Kickxellomycetes, Kickxellales, Kickxellaceae. Bases 1 to 2409 code for a protein of 802 amino acids. Gene Ontology annotation, biological process: peptide catabolic process; proteolysis. Gene Ontology annotation, cellular component: cytoplasm. The transcript is spliced from 7 exons. Gene Ontology annotation, molecular function: peptide binding; metalloaminopeptidase activity; zinc ion binding.